AUGGUCAUGCAAAUAAAGCAUUUGGUGAGUGUGAUUCUCCACAUAAAGCGGGCAAACUAUCAGACCAUGGUAUGGAAUAAAGCGCUGGAACCAUGUCCUUCUCUCCCAAAGCCUCAAGACAGCGGAUGCCAGUACUACAGUGAAGGCCUUCUGAAGCAAAAGUUAAUGACACGAGAAAAAGUGUUAGCGGCGUGUUUGCAGUUAGCAUACUGUGGGUGCUCCCGAGAAGGCGGAUGCUGUGUAAACCGACGCUGCACUUGCGUUCAACUAUCUCUUUGCUGCUCCAAGGCAUGUAAAUGUGGCGACGGGUGCAGAAACGACAGGAACACUGCAGCAGAGGCGAAUGAAGCAUGA
Messenger RNA from Porites evermanni, 354 nucleotides. The record is from the annotation of a GenBank genome assembly. NCBI's taxonomy places the organism in Eukaryota, Metazoa, Cnidaria, Anthozoa, Scleractinia, Poritidae.